Molecule: messenger RNA, 2239 nt
Organism: Anopheles bellator
Lineage: Eukaryota; Metazoa; Arthropoda; Insecta; Diptera; Culicidae
Product: ornithine decarboxylase-like
Exons: 5
Coding region: 713-2017 (434 amino acids)
Cellular component (GO): cytoplasm
Molecular function (GO): ornithine decarboxylase activity
Source: RefSeq, a predicted model, not a curated record
UCGAUCGCCGAAAACUGACGUGAUUCUCGCGUGAACUCGUACGACAAAACGGUGCUUGGAACAUACAGAGUGCGCGUGUGCCUUUCGCCAGUGUCCUCUGAAGCCGCCCGGUUCCGAUCCUUCGCAGGAUUCGAUUUCCCCGAAAAGGCCCCUGUUCGGUGAAAGAAGCACCAAAACUCUCGUCACCCUGCUGUGUGUCCAUCACGCGGUUUUGCCUCGGUAGUGUCGCGUGUCACAAGUGCUUGCACGGGAUUUUCCUUCGAGAACAUCCCGCCGCCCGCCCGCUGGUCGUCGUUCGCGAGCGGACACAAACGCACACGCCGCCACACAUGAUUGCCAAAUAGCGCCGCCCGCAGCACAUAACCUCCCGUGGUGCACUUAUUCUUACCUUUGCUUGAAAAUUUCGAGAAUUUCACACCAGGACUUAAAAAACGGUCAGUUGGCCCAGGCGUCGGGCACUGACCACAACAAUCUGCACCUCCUGGGACUGACAAACGCCAACGCCAAGCCGCCUUGGUGACCAGUGGCCGCCUUCACGACGGCCGCCAACUUCAACCACCAUAAAGGCUGUCUCUUUGUUUGAAGUUUCUGUUAAAUUUUGAUUGAUUGUGGGCAUCACCUCGAUCAGCGCCUCUCGGACGACUCUAGUCGCGUAUACACCAAGAAAAACAAUACACGGGACAAAACCACAUCACCACCCUCUGCACACAAGAUGAAGUUCCUCGAGAAUGACUCGGACAAAAUCCAGAUCGUCGACGGUACGGUGGACGUACCAAGGAUCAUCGAUGCGAUGGUCGACCAGAUGCCGACCGAACAUCCGUUCUACGUGAUGGACAUCGGCGACAUUGUGCGCAAGCACCAGCAGUGGAUCGAGAAGAUGCCACGUGUCGUGCCGCACUAUGCGGUCAAGUGCAACGAUAGCGAAAUCGUGUGUGCAACGCUGGCAGCUCUGGGGGCAUCUUUCGACUGUGCGUCGAAGGGCGAGAUUGCGAAAAUUCUCUCGCUCGGUGUCGCACCGGAGCGUGUCAUCUUCGCGAACCCGAUGAAACCGGCUUCGCACCUGAGGUACGCCCACGGGAACGGCGUUAAGACGAUGACGUACGACAGCGACACAGAGCUGCGCAAGAUUAAGCAGUUCUGUCCGGAUGCAAAACUGGUGAUCCGUAUUCGGUGCGAAGCGGAAAAAGCGCAAUGCCCGCUCGGCAAAAAGUUCGGUUGUGAUCCGGUCGAAGAAGCGCCACGGCUCAUCAAGAUCGCCCGCAGCCUGGGGCUGGAGGUGAUUGGCGUAAGCUUCCACGUCGGUUCGGGGUGCGCCGAUUUUCCAAUCUACUACAAGGCCAUCUCGUACGCCCGAGAUCUGUUCGACUAUGCGGCGAAGCUCGGCUGCAACUUCAACUUGCUCGACAUUGGCGGCGGUUUCCCGGGUGACACCGGUACCUCGAUCGACGAAGUGUCCAUGAUUGUGAACUCGGCGCUCGAAAAGUUUUUCCCCGACAAGGCGGCGGUCCGAGUGAUCUCCGAACCCGGUCGCUACUACGUGUCGUCGGCGUUUACGUUGGUCACAAACGUACAGUCGAAGCGCGUUUGCCUGAAUGCGCGCACUGGGGCGAUUGACCGAAUGAUGUACUACCUCAAUGAUGGGGUGUACGCUUCGUUCAACUGCAUUUUGUACGACCAUCAGAUACCGCACCCGAAGCUGAUUGGCCGCCAGGGUGGCAAACUGUACAAUAGUACCAUCUGGGGACCGACGUGCGAUGCGCUCGAUCAGUUGAUCGAGACGAUCGCCUUGCCGGAGCUAGAGAUCGACGAUUGGGUCGUGUUUGAGAACAUGGGCGCCUACACCAUUCCCGUUGCUAGUCCCUUUAAUGGGUUCGAACUGCCGAAAAUCUAUUGCUACAUAAGCAAGGACACUUGGAAAAUGCUGGAGACGCUAUUCCCGCUACAGAACGAGUGUUCAGGAGGCAAAAACGUGACCGAGCGGUUGAUGAACAACUUCGGAACCAUGGUUUGUGCCUGAAGCCGAGCGAUGCCUCUAGGAGAAGCACGUCGACGGGAGCUCUUCCAAGCCGUAGCUCCCGUUCCAGCGUCCGACGAAUCCGACGAUUUGUGCUCUCUUUUAGCGCUUUCUAAAGCUACAAAAUCUCCUCACCUUUUAACGCUUUUACAACGUUUCACACUUCCUACGGGAAGACAAACUUCAAUAAACGAAGAGGCAGCCUUUACACCAAUGUCUGUUAGA